Messenger RNA from Suillus discolor, 717 nucleotides. RefSeq lists its product as uncharacterized. Lineage: Eukaryota; Fungi; Basidiomycota; Agaricomycetes; Boletales; Suillaceae. The transcript has 2 exons. The record is from RefSeq and is a predicted model, not a curated record. The annotation marks the transcript as partial.
AUCACGUACCACUUCUCUACUGAAACCCUUCGUGGACUUGCCCUGCUGCUAUUUGAACGCCCCAAGAAUGAUGUUUCAAGCAUCCCUAAUGUUCCACUGACCUCAACAUUCCCUUACCGCUCUGCUAAUGGGGCUGCAUGUUUUGUUUGUGAAGUCGACGGAGAAGUUCGUGGAACAUUGCAUGAGCGUUAUCGCUGCCUUCGCUGCCCGGCCGUUGCAUUUGAAGAACUCGGCCCAAAACUUAUUGAGCACAUGGGGGGUCAUAUUUUAUUUGAUCAAGACUUACGAGACAAGCACAAUGUCUGCGGCUUGUGUCUCAGCAUUGGGUUAUGCGAGAUUCGGCUUGCGAGAGGCGCUGGAGGUUCCGAAGUUGUCGACAUCAGUCGCUCGCGCUGCCCGAAUCUAUUCAAGAUCAAGUUGAAGAAUGCACGCAAGUCAACAAAGCACUCGCCUUGUACAAACACCCCGCUUCAUUGCCCGUAUUGCGACAGUAAUGCUGCUCCAGUAUGGAAAUACUCGCUGUCACGUCACAUCGAUAUCCUGCACCCAUCAGCGAAUAAGGCACGGUUCGAAGAAUUGUGGAGAAUUGACGACGAAGAGAGCACUCAAAUAUCAACAAAAUUCAAAAUGAAGGCUCGGAAACGAAAGCAAAUGACAGCGACAUCGAUGCUGCGCAUUUCCGAAGAGCACAGUUCAAGAGUGGCAUUACGACAGUGA